CUCCCCUCACCCAGCGGCGACGAACCAAGAUGCUGAGGCAGCACCUCCCCCUCUUCUCAUCUUCCCCUUCUUCCCCUAUUCAUAUGGCACUCGCGCGCCUCGCCCGAAAGACAAGCUCUAGAAGUAGCGCCAAGACCAGACCUCUCCUCUUCCUGCUACUCCUAAUUGCGAUUCUUGUUGUGACCGCCGUCUUCUUGUUCCCACCAGCGACCAUGUCUUCUUCGUCGUCGUUCGAGAAUCCGAGGAAGGUGGUGAAGAAGGUGAUGUCGCUAUCCCAGGCCGAGGGGGACGGCGCCACCGUCCGCCGGAGCAUCGGCGGGCACGAGCUCCGGAACCUGGACCCGUUCCUCCUGCUCGACGAGUUCUCCGUCUCCAAGCCCGGCGGAUUCCCUGACCAUCCUCACCGGGGCUUCGAGACCGUGACCUACAUGCUCGACGGGGCCUUCACCCACCAGGACUUCACUGGGCGCAAGGGCACCAUCAGGACCGGAGAUGUGCAGUGGAUGACGGCUGGCCGCGGCAUCGUGCACUCGGAGAUGCCGGCUUCCGACGGCGUGCAGAAGGGCCUGCAGCUCUGGAUCAACCUCGCCUCCAAGGACAAGAUGAUCGAGCCACGGUACCAGGAGCUCAAGAGCAAGGACAUCAGCCAGGCCGAGAAGCAUGGUGUGAAGGUGUGGAUCAUCGCAGGGGAGGCCUUCGGGGUGCGGUCGCCGGUCUAUACGCAGACGCCAACCAUGUACAUGGACUUCACAAUGCAACCAGGGUCGCAGCUCCACCAGCCGAUCCCUGAGGGCUGGAACGCUUUCGUGUACAUCAUCGAGGGGGAGGGCGUAUUUGGUGGGAAGGGCGCCGCGCCGGCGAGCGUGCACCAUUGCCUUGUGCUUGGCUCUGGCGAUGGGCUCAGUGUGUGGAACCGGUCUGGUGCACUGCUGAGGUUCGUGCUUGCGGCAGGGCAGCCGUUGAAAGAGCCAGUGGUGCAGCAGGGGCUCUUCGUCAUGAACUCCCGUGCCCAGAUCCAGAAGGCCAUGGAGGACUAUUACUAUGGCCGCAACGGCUUCGAGAAGGCCAGCCAGUGGAGCUCCGCCUGAUUCUCAUCAGUGUCUCGAUGUGAUGAUGAUCAACGUCAUUGUGCAUUGUCGUGCAAAUGAUCAGGGAGGAAUGGGAAAUUGCAUUUUACCAUUACAUUGAUGCCUUUGUGUAGAGUGCCGUAGUAGUCUUGUUUUUCUUUGAUUUGUUCUUUUUUACUUCUUUAUAGGAAAGAAUGUGAUACAAUAAAAGCGUGUAAUGAGGAGGAAGUUAGUAAUGAUUGUUUGGUCAUAAAAAGGAAAUUGUUUC
Molecule: messenger RNA, 1335 nt
Organism: Triticum dicoccoides
Lineage: Eukaryota; Viridiplantae; Streptophyta; Magnoliopsida; Poales; Poaceae
Product: pirin-like protein
Exons: 5
Coding region: 30-1088 (352 amino acids)
Source: RefSeq, a predicted model, not a curated record